This is a messenger RNA of Verticillium dahliae VdLs.17, 1178 nucleotides long. RefSeq names its product C-5 sterol desaturase. Gene Ontology annotation, molecular function: iron ion binding; oxidoreductase activity. The record is from RefSeq and is a predicted model, not a curated record. Gene Ontology annotation, biological process: lipid biosynthetic process. NCBI's taxonomy places the organism in Eukaryota, Fungi, Ascomycota, Sordariomycetes, Glomerellales, Plectosphaerellaceae. Bases 38 to 967 code for a protein of 309 amino acids. The transcript is spliced from 3 exons.
AGACAAGACCAUCGCCAAACGCGCGCAUUGCCUCGCCAUGGACGCUGCUCUGGAGAUCCUUGACCCUUUGGUCUUUGACAGGGCCUACGCCUACUUUCACCCAGCCGUAACGGCCCCUAACGCCACGGAGUCGCUGUCGUCGGCGGUCUACGAGUCGGCAUGGGCACGCGACAACAUCCUACGCCAGUGCACCUCGAUCCUCCUGAUCACACAGAUUGGCGCCUCGCUACUGUAUUUCAUCUUCAGCGCAUUCUCAUACUACUUCGUAUUCGACCGUCGCCUUGAGUACCACCCACGUUUUCUGAAGAACCAGGUGCGCCAGGAAAUCGCAUCGUCAAUGUGGGCCGUGCCUUUCAUCAACAUUCUCACCCUGCCGUGGUUCCUGGGCGAAGUUCGUGGCAAGAGCUUCCUCUACAGCAAUGUCAGCGACUACGGUUGGACAUGGAUGGCCAAAUCGACAGUCCUGUUCAUGAUCUGGAACGACCUACUCAUUUACUGGAUUCACCGUCUCGAGCACCAUCCCAGUGUGUACAAGUACAUUCACAAACCUCAUCACAAGUGGAUCAUGCCCACGCCCUGGGCAGCUCUGGCCUUUCACCCUCUUGACGGCUAUGUCCAAUCUCUGCCGUAUCACGCCUUUGUGUUCCUCUGUCCCGUGCAGAAGCACCUGUAUCUGAUUCUGUUCAUCCUCGUCCAAAUCUGGACCAUCUUCAUCCAUGACGGUGACAUGAUUUCCGGCCACUGGCUCGAGAAGUACAUCAACAGCCCUGCACAUCACACGCUGCACCACCUGUACUUCAACGUCAACUACGGACAGUACUUCACAUGGGCUGACAAUGCGUUCGAUUCGCACCGCGCGCCCCGUCCCGAACUGGAUCCUCUACAUGAUGCUCUCAGGGUCAUGCGUGAGAAGGGCCUCGUCGAUGAGAAGGGCGAACCCAUCCCUCAGAGGAAGAAGGACGAUUAAAAGGGCUUUCAACUGAGCACCGCGACGUUUCGAAAGACGGGAUGACGUGACACGAUCCUAGAGAGAGAGAGAGACAGACCGCGCGGAAUAGCGGACACAUGGUAAUUCAGCAUGCUGGCAUGCCUCGGAUCGACUUGUUCGAUGGCUUGAGCCAGGCUCAUACGGGGUUUACUACUUUUUAAUACAUGUUAAUAUGAUACCCGACUUUGAC